AUGUCUCAUCUCCUAGAACACCACAACAUUCACACAGGUGAGAAGCCAAACACAUGUACUGAGGGUGUCAAAUGUUUUAUACAAAUAACAAAACGUCUAGCUCAUGAAAGGACCCACAUGGGGGUAAUAUCAUUUAGCUGUACAGAGUGUGGAAAAAGUUUUACACAAAAGAGUGAUCUGAAAAAGCAUGAAAGGAUUCACACAGGAGAAAAGCCAUUCACAUGUACAGAGUGUGGAAAAAGUUUUACACAAAUAAGUAAUCUGAAAAACCAUGAAAGGAUUCACACAGGAGAAAAGCUUUUCACAUGUACAGAGUGUGGAAAACGUUUUACAGAAAAGAGUACUCUGAGAAAACAUGAAAGGAUUCACACAGGAGAAAAGCCUUUCACAUGUGCAGAGUGUGGAAAAAGUUUUACAGAAAAGAGAAAUCUCAAAAAGCAUGAAAGGAGUCACACAGGAGAAAAGCCUUUCACAUGUACAGAGUGUGGAAAAAGUUUUACAGAAAAGAGAAAUCUCAAAAAGCAUGAAAGGAGUCACACAGGAGAAAAGCCUUUCACAUGUACAGAGUGUGGAAAAAGUUUUACAGAAAAGAGUAGUCUGACAAAUCAUGAAAGGAUUCACACAGGAGAAAAGCUUUUCACAUGUACAGAGUGUGGAAAACGUUUUACAGAAAAGAGUAGUCUGAGAAAACAUGAAAGAUUUCACACAGGGGAAAAGCCUUUCACAUGUACAGAGUGUGGAAAAUGUUUUACAGAAAAGAGUGAUCUGAAACGGCAUGAAAGGAUUCACACAGGGGAAAAGCCUUUUACAUGUACAGAGUGUGGAAUAAGUUUUACACAAAUAAGUAGUCUGACAAAUCAUGAAAGGAUUCACACAGGAGAAAAGCUUUUCACAUGUACAGAGUGUGGAAAAAGUUUUACAGAUAAGGGUAAUCUGAGAAAACAUGAAAGAUUUCACACAGGGGAAAAGCCUUUCAUAUGCACAGAGUGUGGAAAAUGUUUUACAGAUAAGGGUAAUCUGAAAAGGCAUGAAAGGAUUCACACAGGGGAAAAGCCUUUUACAUGUACAGAGUGUGGAAUAAGUUUUACACAAAUAAGUAGUCUGACAAAUCAUGAAAGGAUUCACACAGGAGAAAAGCUUUUCACAUGUACAGAGUGUGGAAAAAGUUUUACAGAUAAGGGUAAUCUGAGAAAACAUGAAAGAUUUCACACAGGGGAAAAGCCUUUCAUAUGUACAGAGUGUGGAAAAUGUUUUACAGAAAAGAGUGAUCUGAAAAGGCAUGAAAGGAUUCACACAGGGGAAAAGCCUUUCACAUGUACAGAGUGUGGAAAAAGUUUUACACGGAAGAGUGAUCUGAAAAAUCAUGAAAGAAGUCACACAGGAGAAAAGCCUUUUACAUGUACAGAGUGUGGAAAAAGUUUUACAGAUAAGGGUAAUCUGAGAAAACAUGAAAUGAUUCACACAGGGGAAAAGCUUUUUGCAUGUACAGAGUGUGGAAAAAGUUUUACAGAAAAGAGUUCUCUGAAAAGGCAUGAAAGGAUUCACAUGUACAGAGUGUGGAAAAUGUUUUACAGAAAAGAGAGAUCUGAAAACGCAUGAAAGGAUUCACAAAGGGGAAAAGCCUUUUACAUGUACAGAGUGUGGAAAUAGCUUUACACAAAUGAGU
This is a messenger RNA of Bombina bombina (fire-bellied toad), 1666 nucleotides long. Its product is annotated as gastrula zinc finger protein XlCGF26.1-like. The transcript has a single exon. Gene Ontology annotation, biological process: regulation of transcription by RNA polymerase II. Bases 1 to 1599 code for a protein of 532 amino acids. NCBI's taxonomy places the organism in Eukaryota, Metazoa, Chordata, Amphibia, Anura, Bombinatoridae. The record is from RefSeq and is a predicted model, not a curated record. Gene Ontology annotation, molecular function: DNA-binding transcription factor activity; RNA polymerase II cis-regulatory region sequence-specific DNA binding.